Molecule: messenger RNA, 3778 nt
Organism: Anguilla anguilla (European eel)
Lineage: Eukaryota; Metazoa; Chordata; Actinopteri; Anguilliformes; Anguillidae
Exons: 1
Coding region: 1134-1388 (84 amino acids)
Source: RefSeq, a predicted model, not a curated record
UUGGGACACGGUGGUGGUACCUGGAUCAGAACAGAUUGAAAAUCCCUUCUAAAACAUGGCCAGAGUAUUAGGAACUCAUAAUACCGGUAAACUAAUGUUUCUGGAGGGACGAGAGAUCGAGGACGGACGCUGUUGCUACAGGCAGCAACGAAAUAAAUUGAAUAUUGAGUUGUGAGAAAUGACCACAGAACUAUGAUGACAGUCAAGAUAUAAAAACGUCUCUUUGGAAAACUGUACAUAAAAAUGGAAUUUCACCAGCCGGCGAGUUUUUAAAAACACGAAAAACUUUUUAGCGCGUUUAAUCGGCGAUAACAUCGUUAUAAUAAUCUUAACUAGCUAACGGUAAAUCGGAUUAUACACUUGCUUGAAUCGACACCAUCAUUCCCAUUUUGAAGAAACAAGAGACAGUGGCUGUCGUUGGCACGUAGUGGAUAUAACUUGUAUUUCACAUUUGCUAUGACCUGUGAUGGUUAAUGUCUUUUUUCCGUACAUAAAUGUCAGCUUGCUAAUUAGCUACUCUUUGUGGAUAGCGGGCGAAACAAAGCGGAUACUCGCUAGUUAUGUAGCUACAGCUAUAGCCUAUACUGUUUUGACCGCACAGCUAACUUAAACUGAGAUGGCGCUACUUAUCUGUCUUCAGUAACCGAACUCACUGCGACGACGGCUGAAUCGUGAAAGGGUGGCUGUUGGAAAUGUGAAGACGAACGGAGGAUUAAAAAAAACCACUGGGAUUCGGCUUAGAAAUACAGCAUAAUAACAAAAUAUUCGGGUUUAUCAUGCUGUGCAUUUAACUCACAUACCUGGGAGCACGGAAAAUUGUUGAAAUGUCACGUGUGCGUGGAUUGUAAGGACAGUAGGCUAUUAUUAUCCUAUCAAACUCCUCCACUUCCCGUUGAUAUCAAAGCGUAAAGUGAAAAUGUAAAUGUACAACUAUUAUACUUGAUGCCAAAUGUUGAAAGUUGCUUGCCGCAAGUAAAUCAAAGCAUCGCGCCUUGGUGUGUCUUGUGGAAAUAACUGCGUUGGAAUGGCAUGUGGGGCGCAGAAGAAAUUUUAAGGAAGCCGUUUCCGAAGAACAUUAGCCAUGACAGCCGACAACUGAAGAAAGUUGGAGACAGUAACAUGAUUCCAGAAUCAUGACGGAGAAACCGCCAUUAGCAGAAAAGGCUAUGUCGGAGGGGUAUGCGCGUCUCCGUUAUCGCGACACAUCGUUGCUUAUUUGGCAACAGCAGCAACUGGAACUGGAACGGGCGCCCCCGAUAAAUUACCUUAGCCGGAGUCAGACUGCUAGAUACAGCCAGUACGGAAACGAGACCGUAGUAGUACGGGACAAAACUAAGAUCGGGAUCUCUCCUGAUGCCGGACGGUCUAGGAUUUGCACAGUUAUGUAACAAGUUUACUAAGUCACAAAUUAACUGCAAGCUGUAACUACAAUACCAUGUAGUUUGCACAUUGUUUCUGUAUGUUUGGCCGUUUGUUAGGAGGUCAGUGCCUCCUGGUAAAUUCUCAGAGGUCAUUGGUAUAUGUUAAGUAUAAAAACUGCAUGUACUGCAGUAUUCCCAGAAUGGCUAACCGCACAAAGCUAUUAUGUCUUGCAGGUUUACCACGUGCUUUUCAGUACAGUACAGUGACACGAUUCCGUGUAUGUGUUAUAUGCAUUUUCAGUUGUCUAUGUAGUUUUUUUUAUCUGUAUGGUACAAAAAUAGAUAAACACCGUCAGUGUUGCUAUUACGUGCAUUACAGUUUCUGUCUGCCGUGGUCUGAUAUUUCUGUGCGUAUAAAGUACACGGGUGACUAUUAAAGUAGGUUUUUUGAAUGUUUAUAUUUUUUUACACAACUUUGUUAAUAUAUUUUACUUAAUUCACUUCUUGUUUUGUUUUGUACAUAAUGGUGUAUUAUGCACAAUAUCAAAAGGGCCCUGAUCCAAUUCAAUUAUAAGGAGUUGAUUUUAUCAGGAAGCAGAAAUGCUAAAUAACUCUGCAUGGUUUAAAACAAAAACACAGCUUUUCAAGAGAAGAGGGUUGAAUCUCUCAGAUGAGGUGUCUUUGUACAUUUUUAUUAUGAACUAAAUAAUUAAGACUGCUCCGCAGUUAUUAUAGUCUUGAUGUUGACACAACAGUAUUGAGACCAUAUUGCUACAGCACAUUGCAUUGUACUCAGUUGUGCUACAGCACAUUUAGCAGAUGCUUUUAUCUGCAGCAACUUAGAAUAGUGGAAGAAUAAGUGUUAGUCUCAGAAAUAAAAAGUAUGGUAGCACCAAGAAGGCACAGAGGUCCAUUUAUAAUCAAUACGUGUAAAGGUAGCUGAACAAUCCAACAAUUAGUAUUGUAAACAAAAUAAGCACCAUUACUCAGCUAACCUGAUUUAUUGCUAUAUAAUUACUGUUCAAAAAGGAAAUUAGAAAAGAAAGAAAGGAUUGCGAAAGAGGGUCAGGGGAGCCAUGGUACAUUCUGAAGAGAUGGGUCCGCAGUACCAUGCAGUACCAUGAGAGGCAUCAGUUGUAAAGCGCUUUGGAUAAAAGCGCUAUAUAAAUGCAGUUCAUUCAUUCAUUCAUCAUUUACCAUGCAUACUCUAUGUUUAAAAGAACUGGAGCUAGAGCUAAGUAGGCCUAGGCAGGAAUACCAGAAUCAGUUGCUCCAACUCCCAGCUUUUGAACUUGAGUCUGGAAUCACGUGCUGUCAACACGUUGUUUGCGUAUUCUCAACAUGUUGAUGUGUUGUUAGCGUGUAAAAAAAUCUACUCGUUAACCACACAUUAUAAAAGUGUUGAGACUAUGCAGACAACACAUUUACAAGAGUCCACACGUCAAUUGAACGUAUUUUUGAUCCAUUUAGGCUUCCAUACUGGGAAAGGAAGCGAGGACAGAUAAAAUAAGAGAUUGGAAUGAGUCCAGGGCUUCAUUUUUGCAGCUCAAUUCCUGAUCUUGUUGAGAGACUUGCACUAGCACCAGUGCGGUUGGCUCCAGUAUAGGUGUUUCAGCCACCAGUUUCAGUGUAUGUCAAUGGUAACAAUACGAUCAAAUAAGUCAAUAUUUUUUUCCCAUAAUAAAAUGUAGUUACAAUAGGUUUUUUUUCUUUGUCUAAUGUCUCUCCAUGUGCCGAUUUGUGAAGUUAUUGUGUUAGUUGGACAAUAUUUACAAAAUUUUGUGGACGAAUCAGGGACGGUUUGUGCCACUGCUGAGUCACUGUAUCUCACCCAUUUAGUGGACAACCCAGACUUCAUGCUUAUAUAAGGGUUGCCCUUUCCCUACUGCGCAGUCUGAAUCUUUGACAAUUUGUACAACAUGGUGAUUGAUUUUUGCCUUAGCCAUUCUGGUGUGUCUGCCCAGUGGAUUUAGUGUGUUUGACUCUCAUUUGCCCCUCUACUCGCUGUAUAGUGACUCCGGUUAACUACGAGUGUUCGCAACUGGAUUACAGAUCCUUCUAUUUUGUUAUAUUGCUUUGUUAUUUUCCAUUAUUAUUUUUGAAGCUGACUGAGUGGAAUUUAAAAACUCUGUUGGGAGUACACUAUUCUGACUCUUGGUCUCAUCCUGCAGAUUAAGUGUCUCGAAGCUCAGCGUUUAAAGCCACCCCAUACCCAGCAAGCCUUCAAAGACUAGCCAGGCUAGUUAGUUUUGGAUAGGAGUUACUUGUCGGUUUGCAGUAUCAUUUCCUCACUCAUUUCCCUUAUCCUUUUACUUGUUACGGUCUGACCUAGACCUGGUCAUAACAAGUCUGAGUUUGAAAUGGGUAGGAUCUCUGUACUCCAGUACAUUGGGUUUGAAAUAAAACAAUGAAUGAGG